GUCCAGGAGAUUGUUGGAGGAUGAUGAUGCGGCUGAGCGGCCGGCGGGGACCUCAUGUAGCUACAACGGACCGGUCUUAGCCAUAGAUUUUCCCUUGCCUUGUCUAGUUUCUUGCCAAAAUUUGCUGUUCAAUGUGGAACUGUAAACCGAAGCGGCGCGGAAACUAAUUAGCAGCAACAAGAGAAAGAAAAGAAGAAGAAGAAAACGGAGAAGAAGAGUGACUUGGACAGAGCUAGGCAUCAAAUUACACCGGAUGUUAUUAUUAAACGUUUAUAAAUAUCAAAGGCAAUAAUCGAGACCAAAGGGAGAGGAGUCAUGGAGGUUGUAACACAUUUUGCGAAUGACACUGUAGAGUUUUACAAAUGGAGCCUUACUAUAGCAGACAAAAGGGUGGAGAACUGGCCGAUGAUGUCGUCCCCCUUUUCCACCCUGGCCAUCAGCUGCCUGUACUUGAUCUUUCUCUGGGUGGGGCCUAAAUAUAUGCAGGACCGCCAGCCCUACAUACUCAGAAGGACCCUCAUAGUCUACAACUUCAGCAUGGUGGUCCUCAACUUCUACAUCGCCAAAGAGCUCCUGCUAGCAUCAAGAGCUGCUGGGUACAGCUACCUAUGUCAACCUGUCAACUACUCAAACGAUGUCAACGAAGUCAGGAUAGCAUCUGCUCUUUGGUGGUACUAUAUCUCCAAAGGAGUGGAAUUCUUGGAUACAGUCUUUUUCAUUUUGAGGAAAAAGUUCAACCAAGUCAGCUUCCUCCACGUCUACCACCACUGUACAAUGUUCAUCCUGUGGUGGAUCGGCAUCAAGUGGGUCCCCGGUGGACAGUCAUUUUUUGGUGCAACCAUCAACUCCUCCAUCCACGUCCUCAUGUACGGUUACUAUGGUCUGGCAGCUCUGGGACCUCAUAUACAGAAGUACCUCUGGUGGAAAAAAUACCUCACUAUUAUUCAAAUGAUCCAGUUCCACGUAACCAUCGGCCACGCCGGCUACUCCCUCUACACCGGCUGUCCCUUCCCCUGCUGGAUGCAGUGGGCUCUGAUUGGCUACGCAGUCACUUUCAUCAUCCUCUUUGCCAACUUCUACUACCACGCUUACAGGCGCAAACCUUCUUCGCUCAAAGGAGGCAAGCCGGUGGCUAACGGCACUUGUAGUGUGGCUAACGGUCACCGCAAUAUGGAGGAGGUGGAGGAAAAUGGAAAGAGGCAAAACAAGGGCAGAGCGAAAAGAGAGUGAAUAAGGAAGAAGAGUUUUUUUCUGGCAAAACAAAGCAGAUAAAUGUCAAAGAGUGAGGAAGGGAAUAAACAGCGUUCUAACCAGAAAAUGUAGAUGGGUGUGAUAUGGGACCAACUUGAGAAGAUGAAUGGGUUGUAGCGUGUUUGUGAGUGUGUCUAAGUGGAAGAGAGUUGUGUUGUCUUCACAACUCCUUUUUUAUUUUAAAUGAAGAAAAGCAAAAUGCUGAUCAUGUAGACUCCACGCCUCUCUGUCCAUCAUUGUGUUGGACUCCGUUAGGACCAAAAUAUGAACGGAUCUGCAAUCUGCUCAGCGUCCACAACCAAAAUUCACCUCCAACUUUUGUACUCUGGAUACUGCUUGAUCUGAAAGCUUGAAUAGUCUUUAAUACUAUAAUUUAUUUAUCUGUGCUCUAAAAUAUAUCUAAAUAAUUUAAUUCCAAUAAAGAAAAAGCAAAAAGGGAAUUUUGGGGGUGGGCGAUAAGGAGGAGGUAUUUUGUUUACAAAUCUUUAGUUAAGUUGAAUAUGGUUAUUAAAGAAAACCAAACAGA
Nematolebias whitei (Rio pearlfish) is the source of this 1777-nucleotide messenger RNA. Its product is annotated as elongation of very long chain fatty acids protein 4. The record is from RefSeq and is a predicted model, not a curated record. Gene Ontology annotation, molecular function: fatty acid elongase activity. Gene Ontology annotation, biological process: fatty acid elongation, polyunsaturated fatty acid; fatty acid elongation, monounsaturated fatty acid; very long-chain fatty acid biosynthetic process. Lineage: Eukaryota; Metazoa; Chordata; Actinopteri; Cyprinodontiformes; Rivulidae. The transcript is spliced from 7 exons. The coding region runs from base 316 to 1230 and encodes 304 amino acids. Gene Ontology annotation, cellular component: endoplasmic reticulum membrane; endoplasmic reticulum.